GUUUACAAAUUAUAUCGAGUUUGACUUUUCAAAGAUCAAAGACACAAAAGGUGGCUACAUGGCCGAGGAAGAAAAACCUCCUAACGGCAUGACGCUGGAGGAAUGGAAAGAGAAAAACAGAAAAGUUGUCUACGAUCCUCCGCGCGCGCUCAACCCUGACGAUAACCCGAAAUGUUUCGAGUGUGGCACUUUUGAAAUAGAUUUCGAGCUGUUUAAAGUCUUCAAGUGCCGCGUCUGUCGAGCUUGCAAAAAUGAAAAGCCAGAGAAAUACUCUCUGCUCACAAAGACUGAGUGCCGCGAAGACUAUUUACUUACAGACCCCGAACUUCGAUCUGAAGAAGAUCUCCCUCACAUUGAACGGCCCAAUCCACACAAGACAACAUACAACAACAUGAUGCUCUAUCUCCGAUACCAGGUUGAAGAGUUUGCCUAUAAGAAGUGGGGCGGCGAAGAAGGACUCGACAAAGAGUAUGAGCGGCGUGUUACGUUGCGCAAGGACAAGAAGGACAAGAAGUUUGCCGAGAAGCUAAAGCAAAUGCGACAGCGGACAAGAACGGAGACUUGGAACAAGCGACUGAACGAGGAGGCUCAUGUCCAUACCUGGGGGGCACAGACAAUGGUUCCAGGCAAAGACCUGGCGGUCAGGAAGUGCACAGAGUGUGGGAUGCAGACGGAAGAGGUUGUGUUCUGAGUGUAUAUAGCUGUAGAUAUGAUGUAUGAGUUGAUGUUGAUAUGUAUAUUGGUGGCGUUAGGAUGCUUUCUUUGAUUGGGGUUUUGAGACGAUCAUGAACUGCUCAUGAAUAAUAUGAACAAUAAUAAAUAGAAUGAAUAAUAGAACAACAAAGGAAUACAAAC
Messenger RNA from Myxozyma melibiosi, 855 nucleotides. Its product is annotated as XPA protein C-terminus-domain-containing protein. The transcript is spliced from 4 exons. Gene Ontology annotation, molecular function: damaged DNA binding. Gene Ontology annotation, biological process: base-excision repair; nucleotide-excision repair, DNA damage recognition; UV-damage excision repair. NCBI's taxonomy places the organism in Eukaryota, Fungi, Ascomycota, Lipomycetes, Lipomycetales, Lipomycetaceae. Gene Ontology annotation, cellular component: nucleotide-excision repair factor 1 complex. The record is from RefSeq and is a predicted model, not a curated record. Bases 59 to 691 code for a protein of 210 amino acids.